AACUUUUUAUUAAAAUUGUGACCUGUUUCUCUAUAAUGGGAAAUUUCCCAUAAAUUUCUCUGACCACGUGAACUAAACUGCGGGAGACUAAUUUAACUCUAAGUUCCAUCAAAAAACAAAAUUAACUCUAAGUAUUAUUCAAGUCAAUUAUGAGACUUAGUCCUUUAGUUAACACGGCAGAGACAUAAUAUUCUAAUCCGAAAUUUUUCUUUGAUUUUCUUCUAACAUUGAAAUAAAGACAAUAUCUAAUGUUUUUAUUAGUUUCAGUUUUGACCUGUUUAUCAUUACUUAAAAGUCAAGUCUGUCUUCCUCAAUUCCAUUCAUCUGGUUUCUGAUAUCAUUUAGCAAGAACAAGAGGUGCUUAAUUUCUCCAAAAUUAGGUAAUUUUCGUGAGCAGGGUAAGAUGUUUUCAUGUUUAAGAAUAAGUGAAAAGGCCAAAGAGGAGACAGAAAUGAAAUCCAUGAAGAAUCGCAGAAUGUUUUUAGAAAAGCUUAAUGCAUCUUGUGAUGGAAAAUUUGAUCCAAUUCUUACAUUCUCCAGCAAGGAGCUUAUCAAAGCAACAAAUAACUAUGAUUUUAAACAAAUGUUAGUGUGGGAUUCUUAUUAUCAACUCUUCAAGGGCUCUAUACGAAACAGCUCAAUAUCUGUCAAGAAAUAUGGUUCCAGUGGCGUCAUAGGCAGCAUGGAUAGAUUUCUCGAAUCAGCAAUCACAGAUAUUGCCGUUGGUUAUAAGAUGAAAGCCCAUAAAAAUGUCCUGAAGCUCAUCGGAUGUUGCCUCGAGACUGAAUUUCCGAUUCUGGUGUAUGAAUUUGUAGGCACUAAGGCACUUUCCGAAGUUACAUUAUCAUGGAAAUGUAGGCUAAAAGUUGCGGCGGAUAUUGCAGAUGCAAUAGCGUAUCUUCAUACUGCACUUUCAAGGCCUGUUAUCCUUAGAGAUAUGAGACCCUCGGCGAUUAUGUUGGGUGAAGGCAGUGAAGUGAAGCUUAUGGAUUUUUCUCUAGCGAUUUCUAUUCCUGAUGGCGAAUCGCACAUUUUAACGGAUAUCUGUGGGAAAACAGGAUACGGAUCACCUGAAUAUAUUUCUUCAGGUUAUGCAACUGAGAAGCUUGAUGUUUUUCUGUUUGGUGUGCUACUAGUUCAACUUUUAGCUGGAGAAGAGAGACCUAAAUUCAUGAUUGGUAAUCUGGGUUAUGAGUUGACUGAUCAUCUGAAGCAGUUUAUAGAGAAACAUAAAUUAAUUGAGAUUGUAGAUUGCAGAAUUGUAAAUGACAUAGAGCAGCAAGAACUGGUGGCAUUUGGAGAAGUUGCUGUGAGUUGCAUGUGCAAUGAAGCAGAAGACAGACCGAUAAUGAGUGAUGUUGCUAAAGAACUCGAGCGAAUUUAUCAGUCUAUUCGCUCUUUGAAGUAGCGAAUUACAUAAGUUUGAGCAACAUUGGCUGCGAAUCAGUUCAGAACUGCUGGAGAACUAUAUGCAAAAUAAGUAGAGUUGGAAGGGUGUAUGCUGUGUUGUGUGAAAUCACUCUGAUACCCAAGUUUGUAAAGUAAAAUGAAGUUAUAUUAUUGCAGAUACAUAUACAAAUAAUUUCAUAUAUGAUGCUAUCUUGAGACUAUAAUUCCAAUUAUGGUGCUCGAA
Mercurialis annua (annual mercury) is the source of this 1633-nucleotide messenger RNA. RefSeq names its product serine/threonine-protein kinase ZRK1-like. The coding region runs from base 404 to 1408 and encodes 334 amino acids. Gene Ontology annotation, biological process: protein phosphorylation; cell surface receptor signaling pathway. The record is from RefSeq and is a predicted model, not a curated record. The transcript is spliced from 2 exons. Gene Ontology annotation, cellular component: plasma membrane. NCBI's taxonomy places the organism in Eukaryota, Viridiplantae, Streptophyta, Magnoliopsida, Malpighiales, Euphorbiaceae. Gene Ontology annotation, molecular function: protein serine/threonine kinase activity; ATP binding.